Agrilus planipennis (emerald ash borer) is the source of this 1658-nucleotide messenger RNA. Its product is annotated as cytochrome P450 4d2. Gene Ontology annotation, molecular function: heme binding; iron ion binding; monooxygenase activity. The record is from RefSeq and is a predicted model, not a curated record. Lineage: Eukaryota; Metazoa; Arthropoda; Insecta; Coleoptera; Buprestidae. The transcript has 7 exons. Bases 53 to 1561 code for a protein of 502 amino acids.
UGUGCGUGCUUAGCUUCAGUUCGUCGCAGUGCUUCUUAUUGGAUAAUUAAAAAUGUUCGAAGAAGCUUUAUAUUUUUUUGUUUUUUUGUUUAUUGUUUUAAUUUUUCUGUGGUAUGUUGUGCAAUGGAACUAUCUUCUCGCAUUAAAAAAUGUACCUGGACCAAUUGCGUUACCCGUCAUUGGUAAUAUGCAUCAGCUUACAACCGAUACAACAAAAUCAUUACCUGUCUUUAUGGAUUUUAAGAAACGAUACGGAAACAUUUUCAAACUUUUUAUUGGAUUUCAGGAAACAGUAGUUAUUAUAUCGGAUCCAGAUCUUGUUCAAGUACUUUUAGGAACAACGGGACCGUUACAUAAAUCGAGAAUAUACCGCUUCUUGUUCGACUGGCUUGGGCACGGUUUACUUACAAGUCCUCCUGCAAGAUGGAAAAAAUUUAGAAAAAUUAUAACACCAGCUUUUCACUUCACUAUAUUAGAACAAUUUUUAGAAAUAUUUCAAAGAAACGACAAUGUGUUUUUAAAAAAGUUGGAAAAGGAAUUGCAUGGCAAUUCUUUUGAUGUGUACCCAUAUGUGACACUUUUAACUUUGGACAAUAUCGUAGAGACUUCAAUGAAUACGAAAAUUAAUGCCCAAGAAAAUUAUCGUUCUCCAUAUGUAGAAAGCACAAGAGAGUUAUCUAAUAUUUUAGUUAAAAGACAAUAUCAAAUAGCAGAAGGGAAUCCUAUUUUGUAUAAAUUUACUAAAACUUACGCUAUAGAAAAGAAACAUUUAAAUGUAGUGCAUAAUAUGACUGAAAAAGUGAUAAAGCAAAGAAGAUUAGAAUGUUUAAACAGCACAUCAAUUGACAGUAUAGAUUUAAACGAUGAUUCUAUAGGAAUAAAGAAAAAGAUUGCAUUUCUUGAUUUACUAAUGAUGAGUACAGUUGAUGGAAGACCAUUAACUGACAGCGAACUUAAAGAAGAAGUCGACACAUUUAUGUUUGAAGGUCACGAUACUACAGCAUCGGCCAUAAGCUAUACCCUCUAUUGCCUUUCAAAACAUCCCGACGUACAACAGAAAGUAAUGAAUGAAAUAGAAUCAAUUUUCGGUAACGAUACUGAGAGGCCGGCUACAUCUUCUGAACUUCAAGGAAUGAAAUAUCUUGAUCUCGUUAUAAAAGAAACAUUAAGACUUUAUCCGACCGUACCCAUGAUUGCUAGACAGGUCCAAAAUACUUUUGAAUACAAUGGUGUAAAAUAUCCGGAAGGAACGACAAUGCAAAUAUUUAUCUAUGGCAUAUUGCAAGAUGAAAAAUAUUUCAAAGAUGCUACAAAAUUUGAUCCAGAUCGUUUUCUAGAAAUAAACAAUUUGCAUCCCUAUGCGUACAUACCAUUCAGCGCAGGCCCUAGAAAAUGCAUUGGGUUUAGAUUCGCAUCAUUAGAAAUCAAAUCAACGAUUGUGAAUGUGUUAAGGCGAUACGAAAUUUUGGAUGCUCCAGAUUGUAAAGUAAUUAUGUCUAACGAAGCAGUUUUAAAAUCGGCUACUGGUAUUAAUAUCAGAAUAAGAAGGCGACGAUAUUGACUCUUGUAAUGAAAGAUUAAUGUAAUGUUCUGAUCUGGGAACAUUCUGUAUAAUUUUAUUAUAUUGUUUAAAUAUAUAAUACAAAUCUAUAAAUUUA